Messenger RNA from Nothobranchius furzeri (turquoise killifish), 835 nucleotides. Its product is annotated as myosin regulatory light chain 2, ventricular/cardiac muscle isoform. Gene Ontology annotation, molecular function: calcium ion binding. The record is from RefSeq and is a predicted model, not a curated record. Lineage: Eukaryota; Metazoa; Chordata; Actinopteri; Cyprinodontiformes; Nothobranchiidae. Gene Ontology annotation, biological process: muscle cell fate specification; cardiac muscle contraction; heart development. Gene Ontology annotation, cellular component: cytoplasm; myofibril.
CUUGGGCCUCAGUAAUGGGGGUAUGUGCGUUUGGCUAUUAUCCCUAAAUCUCAUGAACUCAGACAAUGGUGGUCGGUGGCCUGGAAAGAAUAGUGCUCUUUACCUGUGCCUCUGCCUAAACAAGGCAUGGAGUAUUUAUAGUUGGUAAGCAUUAGAGGAGAGAGGGGUCACUAUAUCUAGCGCUUGUUUUGUGUGUUGCUCCAUCACAAAGCAGCAAGAACAGCAACCCUCCUCGUCCAGCUGGAACAUGUCACCCAAGAAAGCAAAGAAGAGAGCAGAGGGAGCCAGCUCCAACGUGUUCUCCAUGUUUGAGCAGGCCCAGAUCCAGGAGUUCAAAGAGGCUUUCACCAUCAUGGAUCAGAACAGAGAUGGCUUCAUCGACAAGAACGACCUGAGGGACACGUUCGCAGCUUUAGGUCGUUUAAAUGUCAAACAGGAGGAGAUCGACGAUAUGCUGAAGGAGGCCCCAGGACCCAUCAAUUUCACCGUCUUCCUCACCAUGUUCGGAGAGAAACUAAAAGGUGCUGACCCAGAGGAGACCAUCCUGAAUGCUUUUAAAGUCUUUGACCCAGAGGGAACAGGGAUAUUAAAGAAAGAGUUUGUGACAGAGAUGCUGACGACUCAGGCGGACAGGUUCUCCCCCGAAGAGAUGGAACAGAUGUUUACAGCAUUUCCUCCUGAUGUAGCAGGAAACCUGGACUACAAGAACCUGGUUCACAUCAUAACACACGGUGAAGAGAAGGACCAGGAAUAGACACGUUCACCCAGAGACCGCUGCCAAAAUAAAAGUGAAUCAUGUUUAUAAAAAUCAGCAUAAAUAAAAGGUUGACAAAAA